Molecule: messenger RNA, 1050 nt
Organism: Daldinia decipiens
Lineage: Eukaryota; Fungi; Ascomycota; Sordariomycetes; Xylariales; Hypoxylaceae
Product: Glyoxalase/Bleomycin resistance protein/Dihydroxybiphenyl dioxygenase
Exons: 1
Coding region: 250-867 (205 amino acids)
Source: RefSeq, a predicted model, not a curated record
UCCUACAACAAGACUGUUCACAAGACUGUUCACAAGACUAUUUGCAUUAGAUAGGUAACCGACGUCGCGAUUCAUAAGGCGACCCGCGGUAUAUUCUCAAAAUAGACUUCGAGCCGUGCUAGCACUUAUAUCUCCUCGCGUUGACUUCCCAGAGUUGAACCCUGCCAGUGCCAAUCCCGUGAACUCGGAGUGAAGACCAAUUUUACUUUCUACUCAUAUGAAGAUAGUUCUAAGUAAAUCUCGUCCAACAUGGUGACGCAGACUACCACCCAGACGCAGGAUGACAGCAUUCAGCUCUCUCCGGAUAAGUCCAAGCGUAUCUCGCCCGAAGCCCUGUGCCAUGUCGUCCUGCGCACGACGCCAGACAACUUCGAAGGCAUGGUAGAGUUCUACCUCACGAUACUCGGAGGGCGGGUCUCGCACCGAUCCCACCGCCUGUGUUUCAUGACAUACGACUACGAGCACCACCGCAUCGCCAUCGUCAAGGACCCAACGGCGACCCCGCGCAAAGCCGGCGCCCCGCAGGUCGGUCUGCACCACGUGGCGUUCGGGUUCGAGACGCUGCAAGACCUGGUCACGUCGUACGAGGAGAAGAAGGCGGCUGGGAUCCUCCCGGUCUGGUCCGUCAAUCACGGCAUGAGCACCAGCAUGUACUACGAGGACUUGGACGGCAACCAGCUUGAGUUCCAGGUGGAUAAUUAUGAUACGGUGCGCGAGGCCGUGGAGUUCAUGGCGUCUCCUGAGUUCGAGGAGAACCCCGUUGGAGUCGACUUCGACCCGGAGGUCUUCGUUAAGAGGGUUAGGAGCGGGGAGGACGAUAAGAGCAUUAAGGCUAGGCCGAAUAUUGGCCCGAGGGAUAGGAAGUAGGGUAGGUUUUAAUGGCGUUGGGAUUAAUGUGUUGGUCACUGCAAUGAUGCACGAGAUAAUCCUACAAUGAUAAGGGGUUUCUGUAUAAUAUAUAAUACGGAAGGGUUCAUCAAUAGUUUUUCGGAAUCAUUUUUAUAUGGCAGAGCGUCUCUCUGAUGGCCGAAAACAUCUAUGACAUGGUAG